Messenger RNA from Pyricularia grisea, 183 nucleotides. RefSeq lists its product as uncharacterized. Lineage: Eukaryota; Fungi; Ascomycota; Sordariomycetes; Magnaporthales; Pyriculariaceae. Bases 1 to 183 code for a protein of 60 amino acids. The transcript has 2 exons. The record is from RefSeq and is a predicted model, not a curated record.
AUGUCCAACCAACCUCCAUGGCCUGCCCGCGAAACGUGCGAAACGACACGGUUCUUGAAGGAUAUCCGGAGCAAAGCCACCGACCAGGUCUCGGCAAUCCUUGACUCUCGGCUUGCGAUAUCAAAGACACCUUUUCCAGGAUUCUUUCUAUACUGUCAUGACCGCGACAGCAUACGCCCUUGA